Molecule: messenger RNA, 3158 nt
Organism: Bacillus rossius redtenbacheri
Lineage: Eukaryota; Metazoa; Arthropoda; Insecta; Phasmatodea; Bacillidae
Gene: Dnaaf5
Product: dynein axonemal assembly factor 5
Exons: 11
Coding region: 348-2825 (825 amino acids)
Biological process (GO): inner dynein arm assembly; cilium movement; outer dynein arm assembly
Cellular component (GO): cytoplasm
Molecular function (GO): dynein intermediate chain binding
Source: RefSeq, a predicted model, not a curated record
UUUUGAAAUGUUACGUACUCGUAUUUAUUUUUACAAGUACAAAAAAAAUUCGUACCUGCCGAGAUUCGAACCGUCAGCCUUAUGAUUAAAUGCCAGCGCCGCUGAGCGGUCAGCCACGAGGCCCUAUGUGUUAAUAAAAAUAUUCAGAUGAUGUAUAUGAUCGUGCCGCCGGCCCCGGAACGAGCGUGAGCGGUGCGGCAUUUGCAGCCAGUUGCAGGAAGGUAGCAUUGCUGCCGCUAGACUCUUCUCUUUCCGUUCCAAGGUUAAUAAUUUUAAUCAGCCAAUAGGACGCAAGACUAGCUAGCCAACCAAGUAGUUAGAAGGUUACUACGGAAUUUUGUUUACAAAUGGUGGCAUGCGGUCUUGAGUUUGUAUUUGUUAAAAUGGAGAAUUUGACCAUACGAAGGUAUGUCAGUCUACUUGAGAGUGAAAAUAAAAGUGAGAGACGCAGAGCUCUUGAAAGUUUACGAAAUGAAAUCGACACAGUCAGUUUUGCAGAAAAUGAAUUUCAGUUUCUCUUCAAGAAAAUUCUGAGGAUGUUGAGUGACUCUUCGGAAGCAUGUAGAGAGUUGUCGGUGAAUAUUCUUGAAAAUUUAAUGAACCGUGCCUCAGGAACUGACUGUUGGCUUCCGUUUCUCAUUCCCGUGUUAGUCCAACGAAUUGGCAACCAAGAAAUAGUAGAAGUAUCGGAAGAAGUGAGGUUGUUGUUAGUGGUUUUAUUUCGUGGUGUGAUUUCCAAAGUUGGUUCUGGGAUGUCGCAAUACUUGGACGAGUCUGUGCAAAUUCUGCGUUAUACUUUAGUUGAUCCAUACCCAAAAAUCAAGCAAGAAAGUUGUGUCUGUGCAUCAGAAUUGGCUAGGAACACUCCUCACUUUCACAUGCAGUCAGAAAGCCUUGUUAAACCGCUGUUGCUCAAUUUUAUACAUCAGCAUUCUAGAAUAAGACUGUCUAGUAUCCAGUCAAUUGGAGACGUGGUCCGCUACGGCGACGGCAAGUCCCUGGAAGUGGUGGUGGGCUCGCUGGGGGAGCGUCUGCUGGACCGAGUGGUGGCCGUGCGUCUGGCCGUGGCGCGGGUGGUCGGCGACUGGCUGCUGCACCUCAGGGAUCGCUACUCGCACUUCCACCGCCUGCUGCCACUGCUGCUGUCCUGCACGUGUGACGAGAUGGACGAGGUGCGGGCUGAAGCGUUGGAGCUCUGGGACGCGGCGGGGCGACAGUUCCUGAAGGAGAACGAGGAGGAGCUCAAGGACAGGAUGGACUUCCUCGAGGACACGCCACAGCACUAUCCCCCGGACGUGCGCCGGCCGAACCUGGGCUGCCGCGUGCUGGCACAGCGCAACGCCAGCAAGGUGUUGCCCGCGCUGGAGCGGGAGCUGGGGGACUGGAUCCCGGACGCUCGGCUGAAGGCGUCCCAGCUGCUGGGGGUGUUGCUGCUGAACGCAGAGUCCCACAUGACCCAGCACCUGGAGAAGAUACUGGGCGUGCUGUGCCGCGCCUGCGCCGACACCGACCCGGCCGUCGGGAGGAACGCGGAGAAGGCGGCGGAGCUGGUGGGCUACUUCGUGGUCCCGGGCGUGUACUGCCGGCUGCUGCUGCCCGCCCUGGAAGCAGACCCGGGCCCCGGGCACCUCCGGGCGCUGGCCGGCGUCCUGAGGGGCAGCGAGCGGGCCGGGCUGGCGGAGCAGCUCCCGCUGCUGGCAGACCUGCUCCAGGGGCGCCACCUUCGCUGCAGCAGGGAUGCUGCGUUACAGCUGCAGCUGCUGGGCUGCUGCGCUGCGCUGAUGCUCGUGUGCCGCGAGGACUGCCGCGCCGUGUCGCAGCAGCUGUUCGCCGUGCUGCUGUCCGUGCUGGCCCUCGGCGCAGACGGCUCCGUCGCUCGGCGCGCUACAGAUCUGAUGGAAGAGCUCCGGACGCUGGAAGGUGUGGCGUCGAUGGCCGAUUUGUACGCCCGUCACAUCUCGCCGGUGCUGCGAGACUUGGAGGCGGACGAUGCUCCCUGGACCGCUCACUCUCCGAAGAGAUUCAUCUUCCAGGCGGUGGUCCAGCACUCUGGAGAGGCAAUAUGCUCCAGCCUGGAAGCUGUGGGCAGGAUAAUGGUGAGGCUGGCGAAGCCCGACGCCGACCCAGAAGUGAAAGUGAAGAUGUUCACUGUCGUUUCUGCGCUGUUCCUUGAGAGACACAGCAGUCUGGAGGGCUGCAGUGGUCUCGAGGACUUCGUGAAGGUUGUUAUUGAAGACGUGGUGGCCGGGAACCUGGUGUGGCGGGCGGGACGCACGGCGGAGGCGGUUCGGGCGGCGGCCGUGACCUUGUUGUGGGCCGUGCUGCGCGGUUCUGCGCCGGUGCCCCGGCCCCUGGUCGCCUCCUGCCUGCCCCUGCUGCUGUCCCUGGUGGAGGACUCGUUGCCCCGGACACGGCUCACCGCGCUGAGGGCCCUCGCCCGGCUGGCGCGGGCCGCCUUCACUGCCGACACCAUCCACAAGGUGCUGCCAGCGGCCUCCCAGCGGCUGGACGACGUGAGCGAUGACGUCCGCUCGGCCGCGGUGAGCCUGAUCGUGUCGCUGUGCGACCCCCUGCCCGCAGACUUUGAUGUCCUGUGCUCGUCCGCCGUGGUCGAUGCCCUCUACUCGACCAUGUUGUUGCACCUGGACGACCCUGCUCCCAGCUUCCAGGCCAUCAUGCUCGAUGCCCUGAAGAAGCUGGCGCAUGUGAACCCCAGACUGCUGCACGAGAAGGUGCACGCCAGCUUGUCGGUGAGCCGCAACACGCAGGGCAACGAGAUCCUGCUGGCCCACGUGGAGGCUCUGCUUGCCUCCACAUCGAGUUAACAGCAGCUACCUACUGUCUGUUCACCUUUACAGCACAUGGCAUGUGUAAUGUUCGGGCACCAUUCACCAUUUAUCUGCUGGACUUUUGUGUUUAAGAUUAUGUUAUCUUUAGUAAUAAAAAAAACCAACAUAGCUGCUGACAUUGUAAACAUUGGAUGAAACAUGUCUUCAAUUGUUUUAAUGUGAAGCAAGAAUGUAUGUAUUACCAAGAUAAUAUUAGUGUUGAUGACAAAAUACCUAGUUUAUUAUAAAUUUAUAGAAUUGUACAUAUCAGGGUGACAAAAGAGAGAACUCAGUGUAAAUUGAUAAGAAAUAAAAAGCUUUAUCACUCAA